Messenger RNA from Sceloporus undulatus (fence lizard), 2546 nucleotides. RefSeq names its product nuclear receptor binding protein 2 (gene NRBP2). Bases 102 to 1610 code for a protein of 502 amino acids. The transcript is spliced from 18 exons. NCBI's taxonomy places the organism in Eukaryota, Metazoa, Chordata, Lepidosauria, Squamata, Phrynosomatidae. Gene Ontology annotation, cellular component: cytoplasm; endomembrane system. Gene Ontology annotation, biological process: endoplasmic reticulum to Golgi vesicle-mediated transport; protein phosphorylation; intracellular signal transduction. Gene Ontology annotation, molecular function: protein serine/threonine kinase activity; ATP binding. The record is from RefSeq and is a predicted model, not a curated record.
CCCUCCCGCUCGGCUGCCUGCCCCCAGCGCCAGCGAGCGAGGGGCGUCGGAGGGCGAGGGCCCGGCCUGCCUUGCUGCUCCCCGCCGGGGCCAGUAGCGCCAUGUCGGGGGCGUCUCCGGAGCCAGAGCCGGGGGCCUCGGCGGCGGCGGCGGCAACAACGGAGGAGAGCGAGGACGAGAGCGAGGUCCUGGAGGAGAGCCCCUGCGGACGCUGGCAGAAGCGCAAGGAGCAGGUAAACCAGGGCAACAUGCCAGGGCUCCAGAGCACUUUCUUGGCCAUGGACACAGAGGAAGGGGUGGAAGUGGUCUGGAAUGAGCUGCAGUUCACCGACAAGAAGGCCUUCAAGGCACACGAGGAGAAGAUUAAGACCACGUUUGAGCAGCUGGUUGUGGUGGACCACCCCAACAUCGUCAAGGUGCACAAGUACUGGCUGGAUGUCCAGGAGGCCAAAGCACAGGUCAUCUUCAUCACGGAAUACGUCUCCUCGGGAAGCCUGAAGCAGUUCCUGAAGAAGACCAAGAAGAACCACAAGGCCAUGAACGCCCGGGCUUGGAAACGCUGGUGCACCCAGAUCCUAUCGGCUCUCAGCUACCUGCAUUCCUGUGACCCUCCCAUCAUCCAUGGCAACCUCACCAGUGACACCAUAUUCAUCCAGCACAACGGACUCAUCAAAAUCGGGUCAGUUUGGCACCGAGUCUUUGCGAAGGCCAUUCCCCCUGAGCUCCGCAGCCCUGUCCGCACAGAACGAGAGGAGCAGCGGAAUCUGCACUUCUUUCCCCCGGAGUACGGACAUGUGGCGGAUGGGACGGCCGUGGACAUCUUCUCUUUCGGGAUGUGUGCUUUGGAGAUGGCAGUCCUGGAGAUCCAGUCCAAUGGGGACGCCUGCGUGACAGAGGAGGCCAUUGAGCGAGCCAGACACUCCCUGGAUGACCCCAACAUGCGGGAGUUCAUCCUGGGCUGCCUCCUCCUGAACCCAGACAAGCGCCCGACGGCUCACAACCUGCUCUUCCAUCGCGUCCUCUUUGAGGUCCACUCCCUGAAGCUCCUAGCCGCCCAUUGCUUCAUCAGCAACCAGUACUUAUGGCCCGAGAACGUGGUGGAGGAGAAAACCAAGGAGCUAGACCUCAGCAUCGUGAUGGCCGAGAUCAAGCGUCAGCAUCGCCCGCCCGUUCAGUGGAGAUACUCCGAGGUCUCUUUCUUGGAGCUUGACAAAUUCCUGGAGGAUGUUAGGAAUGGCAUCUAUCCGCUGAUGAACUUUGCCACCACCCGGCCCCACACCCUUCCUCGGUCCACCUCUCAGUCCUGUGAAGACCCACAGAAAGCCAAGACCCCCACACCGGAGUCCUUCGAUGUCGAGACAAGAAAGGUGGUGCAAAUGCAGUGCAGCAUGGAAUGGAGUGAGGAGAAGAGGCAAUGGCAUCUCACCCUCCUUCUGGUCCUGGAGGACAAGCUCCACCGCCAGCUCAGCUACGACCUGCUGCCCAGUGACAGUCCCAGGGAACUGGCAGCUGACCUGGUGCACUAUGGGUUCAUCAGCCAGGAGGACUGUGAGAAAUUGGCCUUGUUCCUUGAAAGCUCCUUCCACAAACACCAGUCUCCUCCAUCCUGAAGCAAAACUUGGGGCAGAUGAACUGGCACCCCGGGCCCAUGGGAGGCUCCAGCCGCCCCCCUCAUCUGUGCUGGCCUGGAAGAUGGUGCCUGGGGGCUGAAGAGCAGCCAGAGGGCGGCUCUGCUCUGCUGGACACUUGGACCUCCGCACCCGCCCUGAAGACCAGCCUUAGAGGGAGACGCAGCAGGCGCCAGGCAGAAGCGCCUCAGAAGGAGAGGACUUUGGUUGGGCUCCCACUUGGCCCUCCCUCUGACCCCCUCCAUUCAGAGCGGAAGGAGGGAGCCACUCCUUGGAGCAGGUGCAUGGGGGAGAGUCACUUGUGAGCCCAUCAUCCACAGAGGGGAUGCCAUGUCAGCAAAGGCAUUUACAGCAAGGGCCACGGGGAGAGGAUGACGGCCUCAGGCUCACACUCCCCACGCCCUAUGUGCCGCAGGGUCUGGGCACCCAAGAAGGGGCAGGCUGGCCGGCUGGCUGGCCACUUGCCCUUGUCUGUGGGGCAGGCGGAGGCAACAGAAGCAGCCAAGGCGCUGGCCUUUGGACUGGGUGCAACAACGGAGCAGGUCGCCUUUCAGAAGUGCUGGUGCUGGCUCGGGUGUGUUGCCCAAGGUGGCCGCAGCCCCCCAUGCCAGGCUGGUGUAGAUGUGUGGAUGUGCGCACGGGGGGGGGGGGGGGGAAAUGUACGCUGUGAUGUAUUGUUGGCUUGGCUGCUUUUGCUUCAGCUGGGGCCACCUGGGUCUUGCUCUUUUGAGGCCUGCUGUGUUUGCCACUUGUGUUGCGCUGAGUUUGCACAGCUUUGACACUUCAUGCUGACUGUGCCAAAUUCCAGCUGCUGUUCUUUGUUGCCUGUGCCUUGCCUCGCUUUGCCAGCAUCACCAAUAGCAACUGGUCCAAUUUAAUAUAUUAAAAGAUAACAAACUCCCCUUUGGGGAGUCCCGA